Symbiodinium natans is the source of this 2106-nucleotide messenger RNA. Lineage: Eukaryota; Dinophyceae; Suessiales; Symbiodiniaceae. The record is from the annotation of a GenBank genome assembly.
AUGGACAGGACGUCCACGCUCCGUUUCAGUGGGGUCUCUCACCAGCAUGGCCUUCACAAAAUACGAGUGCAGCGGACUUCGAACCUCGAGGGUAUAUUCGCACCAAGCACGGAGGAAGGGACAAACUGUUGUACGCCAUGCGUGUCACUGGUGAGGCAAUACAUGAGGAUUACCUACAUGAUCAGUGAGCGAAUGCCAGAGAUCCAUGUAAACUCGGAAGGCUACAAUACAUACUCCCUGGCUUUUGUGCUGGCUUCCCUUCUUCUUGUUUUGGUGCUGACUGUCAUGGGACCCGUCCUGAUGCCCCUGGCAGUUCUGUACACCGCUACAUGCGGCACUGGUCCAUCGGGCUACAUAAAUGUGGACGCCAGGCUGGCUGAGACAGAAGCUGCCGCCGAGCGUCACCCUCCCUUGCUCAGAUGGGCUCUGACGUUAAUUCUGGCCGCGCUGUCUCUGUUGCCCUUGUACUUGCUGUCGACCAUGACCAUGGUUGUGUUUGAUGAGGAGGUUCUGAUGGAGUUCAUGAGACCUGAGAACCCGAUGUUGGAGCUUUGGGGCCCAUACGUCUGCUUGCUGAUCCUGUCAGUGACCUUUCAUGCAGAUGUCUGCCAGUGUUGUAUCGAGAACGGUGCUGGCCAAAUGCUUCUGGAUGAGAUGCAUGAGAUGAGGGAGCAGGAUGCCUUCAUGGUGAAGAUUGCGAAGGGGAACGUUGAUGAGAAGGAGGUGGAGAAUGUGAUUGUCGAGAUGCAGGACCUCGUGCGCUACCUGGAUGUGCACAUCCAAGAGAAGAAGCACGGACUCUUCACGACCCAACGUCGCCUUACCAGCAACUUCAUGUAUGCAAUCUUUCAGGUCAUUCUGGACGAAACGCAGGACGCGGAAAUAGACGAAGACGAGGACCUUUCUCAGCGUCUGCGGAAUCAGCUCGAGCAGUUUUCGGCAUUGUCCACACACGUCGUGCCGUCGGCUGUUGCAGCCCUCGUAAUGGGAAGCCUGGUGCCAGCGCUGCUUCCGGCGCUCGUCCGAUUGGUCAACGGGUACCAGGGCUUGUGGAGCCAUGACGGUGUUUGGGCGUGCCAGCGCGCGUAUCUUUUCAUGGCGUUCAUUACGUCCAUGCGCCUGAUCGGAAGCUGUUAUGGGCUUCUCGACAGCCUUGCGCGGUUGCAGCUCGCCACGCUGGCAACGCUGUAUCUUGCUGCGCCACGUCGGCGCCGGGCAGUGCUGGCUGCCAUGUACAGGCCACAGUUCAACAAGCUGCUGUUUCUGCCCGGCGGAGAUCCAGAUGACCAUGUGCCUCUCGCGCCUGCGCGAGAAUCCGCCCGCGAAAUGGAGCGUCGGUACGGGGGCUUCGCGCGCUUCAGGUGUGUCUUCGUGGGCAAUAAGUUGCGUGGCAAGGGCCUGGAGUUUCGCAACAAAGAGUCCAUGAAGAAGGAAGAGUGCCUGGAGGCUCAGCCACCGCAGGAGGACGACGCAAAUGCAAACGUCACCUAUUUGGCAGCGCGGAAGUUUGCAUUCCUCCAACUCCUGACAAGAACAGACUGCUUGGUGCUCGAGGGGAAGUCGGAAGCAGUCAUGUUAGUCUUACUGAUGAUCUUGUCCUUGAUUUCUGUCCUCCUGGUGUAUUCGGUUGGUCUCACAGACGGCCAACAUUAUGUCACCCUCGCUUUUGGAUCCUUGAUAUUGCUAGCGGUUCUGGCUAUGAUGCUUUCCGUCGUGAACAAUCUGGUUUCUCUGGAGCGACUGCUCCUGGCCGACACCCUGAAGAUUCUGCAAAGUUGGCGAGAGCGCCUCGAGCGCCUGAGAUAUGGAGUCACAGGCACACUCUUCGAAGAGGACAACCGGAAGGACAUCACAUUCUUGGACAACUACCUGUGCAGCUUGAUCGAUCCGGUAGCUGGGCUGAUCGACUACACCAAAAACUGGCAAAAGCCUGUAAGUAUCUUCGGCAUAACGGCGUCAAGUACUCGUCGCAACCGGGUGGUGCUGUCGCUCCUGGCAUACUUUGCCGUUCUCCUUUGGCAGCUCUUGAAGCAUCAAAGUUGGUACAUUGCUUUACAGCAAGAACUGGCAGAGAUGGCCGAAUCACAUGGUGUUCACUUUAGUUGA